UUUGUCAACUUCCUUUUCCAGACUCAAAGACAUGCGAGUGAUAAAAAAGUACUAAAAUGCCUCCCACUAUUCAGUCAGGGAGUAGAGAAGAUCGAGAUAGAAAACGGGGUGGAGAGAAGAGGUCGGAUCUAGUUGCAAGAGUUAAAUAUAACAAUACAUUGCCAGACAUACCAUUUGAUCCUAAAUUCAUCACAUAUCCUUUUGAGUCAAAUAGAUUUAUAGAAUAUAAAGCAACAUCACUUGAGAGAGCGUACAAAUAUGAACUACUUACAGAACAUGACCUUGGUGUGACGAUAGAUCUUAUCAAUCCUGAUACUUACCAAAUAGACCCUAAUGCCUAUCCAGAUCCAGAAGAUGAACGUCUGCUGGAGGAAGAUCACAGUUCACAUUCAGAUUCUAAACGAUCAAGACACCAUAACAUGAAUGUAUCCUGGUUGAGAAAAACAGAAUACAUCUCCACAGAAUAUAACAGAUUCACACAGAAAACUGGAGAUUCAGAAAGAAGAGUUGGAUUUAAAAUAAAACAGAUUAUGAAGGAUGAAGAUGUUUACAAAGACAGAGAGAGUCAAAUUGAGGCUAUUGAGAAAACAUUUGAGGGUGCUAAAGAACCAAUCACCAAACAUUACAGUAAACCAGGAGUUAAACCAUUGGAAAUUUUACCUAUAUUUCCUGAUUUCGAUUUAUGGAAACAUCCAUUUGCUCAAGUGAUAUUUGAUUCCGAUCCUGCUCCUAAAGGAAGAUUAGCACCUAAUGCCAUGGAAGAAAUGAGCCAGGCUAUGAUCAGAGGUGCUGUAGAUGAAAGUGGGGAACAGUUUGUAGCUUACUUCCUUCCCAAUGAAGAAACACUGGGUAAAAGGAAGAGAGAUGCCGAAGAACAAGUAGAUUAUGUUCCUGAUGAAGAAUACCAGUAUAUGCUAGCACGUGAAUACAAUUGGAAUGUUAAAAACAAAUUAUCAAGAGGAUAUGAAGAGACUUAUUUCUUUGUCUUCAGAGAUGAUGGUGUAUACUAUAAUGAGCUAGAAACCAGAGUGCGGUUGAGUAAAAGAAGAAAGAUAGGUGGAGUGGAAGUACCAAAAUCAAGACUUGUUGUCAAACACAGAGAUCUGAAUACUAAAGAAAUACAAGCUCAGGACACACGACUGAUGAUGUUAGAGCCUCCACAGGAGGAGGAAGAAGAAGAAGAGCAAUUUGGCAGUGAGGCAGAAGGCAGUGUCAGAUCAGGCGGAAGUAAACGAAGUAGGAGUAGAAGUCGAAGUCGUAGCGGCAGUCGUAGUAGGUCAUCUAGCAGGAGUCGAAGCCGUAGCAGAAGCAGGACUCCAUCACGAAGCGGAAGUGAAAAAGGAAGUGGAAGUGAAAGUGAGGCUGAAAGUGAACAUGCAAAGAAAGAUGAGGAAGAAAUCUUUGGAUCGGCUAGUUCUGAUGAAGAUUAAUCUUGUAUACUAUAAAAUGUUGUAUACUUCAAAUGAAAAAAAAAUACUGUGACUUGAACUAUGUUGGAUAAUGCACAAUCAGAAAAUAGUUCUGUUAUUAUACCAAUUACAGCAGACAAUAUUAUUUUCUGGAUUUAACCAGACUCAUUUUUCAGACAAUAUUAUGAUUAUUUCAUAAUGUAAGUUCAAGUAGUUUUCUUGGAUGUGACAUUUCUAAUAAUACUUUAAUGCAUUUUUAAUGGUAUAAAAGUUCAGAGUUGAGUUUGAAUUUUUAAGGUAGAUGAGAUCAGAGAUUUGAUGAAAUCUUCUGAUCCUUGAAAACAUUUUCAGAAAUCAUGAAACACAUUGUCAAAUCAUUGUUAUUUGUAAAAAACUAUUUUGCAGCCAUUUCAGUUCACCUUUGUAUUUUCAUGUCAUCAUGAAAUUUCGUUGCAAAAUAAAUUUAAAGAUGUA
Molecule: messenger RNA, 1883 nt
Organism: Mytilus californianus (California mussel)
Lineage: Eukaryota; Metazoa; Mollusca; Bivalvia; Mytilida; Mytilidae
Product: RNA polymerase II-associated factor 1 homolog
Exons: 13
Coding region: 57-1430 (457 amino acids)
Biological process (GO): transcription elongation by RNA polymerase II
Cellular component (GO): Cdc73/Paf1 complex
Molecular function (GO): chromatin binding; RNA polymerase II complex binding
Source: RefSeq, a predicted model, not a curated record